This is a messenger RNA of Hypomesus transpacificus, 702 nucleotides long. RefSeq lists its product as uncharacterized. NCBI's taxonomy places the organism in Eukaryota, Metazoa, Chordata, Actinopteri, Osmeriformes, Osmeridae. The record is from RefSeq and is a predicted model, not a curated record. The transcript has 3 exons. The coding region runs from base 49 to 657 and encodes 202 amino acids.
GUGAGGUGCUUGAAUCUUUAGGCUUUUUUGUCUGCUCUACCAGUAAAGAUGCAUAUGCUUUUGGCAGGUUAUUUAAGUGUCCUUUUGCUUCAUCCUGCUUCAGCUGGAGGCGUGUAUUGUGCCAAAACUGCACGAGCCAGAGCUGCUGCCAUGGGGCUGGGACACCCUGGGGCCUCUGACCCGCUUGGACUUGCUCGUCUUGGGAAGUUUCCCAGCAAUCCCGAACCUAGAGGACCCGUAUACUAUGAAAGUAAUGAUGGCCCAAGAGAAGCCGAGACAAACUUUCCCAAGGUCGUUCAAGGCCAGUUCCACCAAAGAGCAAGCUACCCAGACUACCCAAUUCCUUGGCUCAACGGGCAAACCACUCCCAGAGGUUUUCUUCCCAAACAUGUCGCAUUGAACCAACCUGACCAUGAUUCCAGACAUUUGGGAACACAUCCCAGAAGACAAGUUGUCAACCACUUUGAACCAGAAAAUUAUUUUGCCCCCUUAACUCAUGUAGCGGAGUCUCCGUUCCAAUUUGACCAUCACAACAGGCAUACUCGUAUUCAGUACGAGCCUAGAUCAUUCGGAUAUUUUGCCCGUGGUUUCGUUAAGCCUGUCCCACGUGAUGAUGCAGUUUGGGGAGGGUUCCUACAGCCCCAGAGCAGGAGUUAGGAACAGUAAAGAAAUUGUUGGUAUGGUCCAGUUGCCCCUUCUGGA